CCCAACUGGCAGGGACAGCUGCAGACGGGGCCGGACCAGCUUUGUUCCCAGAGCGGCACCGUUCUCCAUCAGGCCCUGCUCCACUCCUGCCUGGAGCUGCUUCCCUUCCUGGGGCUCAGAGGGCGGCUGGUACUGGGGGUCCCCCGCCAUGAGUGCCUAGAGGCAGGGAGCCACCGAGGUCCGCCCGGGUGGGGCACAGGGCUCUGGGAUGGGGCAGGACCAGACGAAGCAGCAGAUCGAGAAGGGGCUCCAGCUGUACCAGUCUAACCAGACAGAGAAGGCGCUGCAGGUGUGGACGAAGUUGCUGGAGAAGAGCUCGGACCUCGUGGGGCGCUUCCGCGUGCUGGGCUGCCUGGUCACCGCCCACUCGGAGAUGGGCCGCUACAAGGAGAUGCUGAAGUUCGCUGUGGUGCAGAUCGACACCGCGCGGUCGCUGGAGGAUGCCAACUUCCUCCUGGAGAGCUACCUGAACCUGGCACGCAGCAACGAGAAGCUGUGCGAGUUUCACAAGACCAUCUCCUACUGCAAGACCUGCCUCGGCCUGCCUGGCACCCGGGCGGGCGCCCAGCUCGGAGGCCAGGUCAGCCUGAGCAUGGGCAACGCCUUCCUGGGCCUCAGCCUCUUCCAGAAGGCCCUGGAGAGCUUCGAGAAGGCCCUGCGCUACGCCCACAACAACGACGACACCAUGCUCGAGUGCCGCGUCUGCUGCAGCCUGGGCAGCUUCUACGCCCAGGUCAAGGACUACGAGAAAGCUCUGUUCUUCCCCUGCAAGGCCGCAGAGCUCGUCAAUGACUAUGGCAAAGGCUGGAGCCUCAAGUACCGGGCCAUGAGCCAGUACCACAUGGCUGUGGCGUAUCGCCUGCUGGGCCACCUGGGCAGUGCCAUGGAGUGUUGUGAGGAGUCGAUGAAGAUCGCCCUGCAGCACGGGGACCGGCCACUGCAGGCCCUCUGCCUGCUCUGCUUUGCUGACAUCCACCGGAGCCGCGGGGACCUGGAGACAGCCUUCCCCAGGUACGACUCCGCCAUGAGCAUCAUGACCGAGAUCGGCAACCGCCUGGGGCAGGUGCAGGUGCUGCUGGGUGUGGCCAAAUGCUGGGUGGCCCGGAAGGCGCUGGACAAGGCCCUGGAUGCCAUCGAGAGAGCCCAGGACCUGGCCGAGGAGGUGGGCAACAAGCUGAGCCAGCUGAAGCUGCACUGCCUGAGCGAGAGCAUCUACCGCAGCAAGGGGCUGCAGCGGGAGCUGCGCGCCCACGUCGUGCGCUUCCACGAGUGCGUGGAGGAGACGGAGCUCUACUGCGGCCUGUGCGGGGAGUCCAUAGGCGAGAGGAACAGCCGGCUGCAGGCCCUGCCCUGCUCCCACAUCUUCCACCUCCGGUGCCUGCAGAACAAUGGGACCCGGAGCUGCCCCAACUGCCGCCGCUCUUCCAUGAAGCCUGGCUUUGUGUGACAUCGUCAGCACACAUGUCACCUCACCUGCUCGGCUCCUCCACCCCUGACUGGCCAUGUUUUGGAUGCCUGUUUACUCCCGGAGCAACCACCAGGCCUCCUCGGGCCUCCACCAGCAUCUGAGGCCUGCUGACGGCUGCUCCUCAAGGCCCCACUGUCAUCGCCCACCUCUUUGUACUUUGUUCUUUAUAGAAAAAUAAACCGUUUGUACGUGG
Myotis brandtii (Brandt's bat) is the source of this 1661-nucleotide messenger RNA. It is a transcript of the gene RAPSN, whose product is annotated as receptor-associated protein of the synapse. Bases 209 to 1447 code for a protein of 412 amino acids. Lineage: Eukaryota; Metazoa; Chordata; Mammalia; Chiroptera; Vespertilionidae. The record is from RefSeq and is a predicted model, not a curated record. Gene Ontology annotation, biological process: chemical synaptic transmission. Gene Ontology annotation, molecular function: acetylcholine receptor binding; protein-membrane adaptor activity. Gene Ontology annotation, cellular component: synapse. The transcript has 8 exons.